Molecule: messenger RNA, 270 nt
Organism: Penicillium alfredii
Lineage: Eukaryota; Fungi; Ascomycota; Eurotiomycetes; Eurotiales; Aspergillaceae
Product: phytanoyl-CoA dioxygenase
Exons: 2
Coding region: 1-270 (89 amino acids)
Source: RefSeq, a predicted model, not a curated record
AUGUAUCUCUCGGAUUCGGGCUCAGUGGGCCAAGCAAUCGAGGAGGAUUUCACGCAAAGGGCACAGACUCUGUCGGCUGAGGAGCGACCGUGGCUAGUAGCAUCCUACAAGGCUGGCGAUGUGGUCUUCCACGAUCCUUAUAUCGUGCAUGCCAGCUCGAAGAAUGAGGACUCUCGGCGCAUCCAAGUCAGUACGGAUCUCCGGUUUUAUGAGGGAAGUAGUGCCGAUGACCGGUGGAUGAAACUGUGGACCCCGGGCGAUAGGUUGUAG